Mollisia scopiformis is the source of this 1637-nucleotide messenger RNA. RefSeq names its product cytochrome P450. The transcript has 6 exons. The record is from RefSeq and is a predicted model, not a curated record. The coding region runs from base 1 to 1554 and encodes 517 amino acids. Gene Ontology annotation, molecular function: monooxygenase activity; heme binding; iron ion binding. NCBI's taxonomy places the organism in Eukaryota, Fungi, Ascomycota, Leotiomycetes, Helotiales, Mollisiaceae.
AUGGCAGCCAUAUAUUUCAGAGACUUGCUCUCCCAAGCCUCAAUCACGCAAGUCGUACUUCUUGGAUCGGCCUUAUUUGUUCUGUCAUACAACAUUUUCUAUGUAAUCUAUAACCUCUAUUUCCAUCCCCUGGCCGACGUCCCCGGUCCAAAGUUGUGGGCAAUUUCCAGAAUUCCCUAUAACAUUCAUACUCUCCGAGGCACAGCAGCAGUCAAUUUUCUCGAACUCCACAAAAAAUAUGGACAAACCGUUCGCUACUGUCCCAAUGGUAUCGUGUACUCCAAUUACGGGGCAUGGGAUGAAAUUUACGGCCCGUACAAACAUGGGCAAAAUACCAACGCGAUCAACGCGAUCAACGGCGAGCACCGUCGGCUCAAAAUGCGCUUCAUGCGUGCUCUCUCUGCCAAAGCCGUUUCAGCUCAAGAGCCGCUAAUCUUGAACUAUGCACAAAAGCUCAUCGCCGGUAUGAAUCGUGAGCUUCUGAGUCCCUCCCAUGAAGGGAUGAUCAACGUGGCGGAAUGGUUGUCUAUGGCAACAUUCGACGUCAUUGGAGACUUGGCUUUCUCUAAAUCCUUUGGUUGUUUGGAGACCGGGACACUUCAUCCAUGGAUCAAAGUUGUGUUUGGUGCUUUCAAGGCAUUGCCUUGUUUAAGAGUCGUCAGAGAAAUUCCAGGAGUGCCUUACAUAGGUUUGAAAGCAUUGUAUUUACUGCCCAGAACUAUCAAGCAGAAGUGGUUGGACCACUUUCAUUAUGGAGCGGAUUUGAUCGAUAAGAGGAUCGCGAGCGGGGAGGAUAGACCGGAUAUGGCUCAUUAUUUGACGUCCAAUGAGGGAUUGCCGCUGACGUUGAAUGAGAUCAAAGAGAAUGCUGUACAGUUGCUCACUGCUGGGAGCGAGCCCACAGCAACCUUCUCAGCAGGCGUUUUCUACUUUCUGACUAAGAACCCGCCCGUCUAUGAAAGGCUCAAGACCGAGAUCCGAUCUGCUUUCACUUAUCAAGAUGACAUUACUCUGGCAAAGCUUGCUCAACUGGACUACCUCAACCGUGUGGUCCGCGAAGGACUUCGUGUGUUCCCACCCGCUGCAGACAUAUUCCCUCGCAUUAUUCCCGAGGGGGGAGAAGUCAUAAUGGGAAAAUACCUCCCGGAAGGUACACAUGUCUCCAUUGGUGCAUAUGCAAUCUCUCGUGACGAACGCAAUUUCCCCGACCCCGAUAUCUUUGAUCCCGAGCGCUGGCUUCCCGAACAUAUAGCAACAGACGCUCGUAUGAAAGCCUCUCAGCCGUUUGGACAAGGUCACCGGUCGUGUAUCGGAAAGAUCCUAGCACACGCGGAAGUGCGCCUCCUAGUCUCCUCACUGAUCCUCAACUAUGAUUUCGAGUUGCUUACGGUAGAUCAAAAUUGGAUCUCGGGAUGCAAAGUAUACAUUGGAUGGGAAAAGAUUCCACUCCGAUUUCAGACCACAGCUUCAUCGCAGAACCAAUUGAGAACGUCGGUGGAGAAGCAUGUUGUCGCUUUCGGGGAUUUCAAGAGAGAGACGAGUAUCGAGAGGUAAUAUUGAAGACUGUCAGUGUUAAUUGUUGGCCAUGAGUUUGAGGAUGAAGCACGAUUCGGCAUGCGUGAAAACCGAAAUAUUCC